AUUCAACAAAUCCUACUCGGCAAGAGGAAAAAGACGAAAUUAAUAUAUAAUAAUAGAAUAUUAUACCGUGAUAAUAUUGCCAAGCGAUCUUAUUUGUGUCUUCAGCAUCAGCAAUUGGGCAACGAAAGCCACGACCUCAAAGGUACGACAGCAAACGAAAGCAAGAGCAAGCCAGCCAGCCAACCAGCGCAGCAACAACAACAACAGCAGCAGAAAGUCAGUCAGCAGCCACCACAGAAGAUACGAGACCGACCGAGACCGAGUCAGCCAGCCCGAAAAAGAGCCCAAGACAGCAGCAGCAGCAAGCAUAAUGCCACUCUUCGGGAAGUCACAGAAGUCGCCAGUGGAGCUGGUCAAGUCGCUGAAGGAGGCAAUCAAUGCCUUGGAGUCGGGCGACCGAAAAGUGGAGAAGGCGCAGGAGGACUGCAGCAAGAAUCUGGUGUCCAUCAAGAAUAUGCUAUACGGCAGCAGCGACACAGAGCCGCCAGCGGACUACGUGGUCGCGCAGCUGUCGCAGGAGCUGUACAACAGCAAUCUGUUGCUGCUGCUCAUACAGAACCUGCACAGGAUCGACUUCGAGGGCAAGAAGCAUGUGGCGCUGAUAUUCAACAAUGUGCUGCGGAGACAGAUUGGCACCCGGUCGCCCACAGUGGAGUACAUCUGCACGAAACCGGAGAUCCUGUUCACACUGAUGGGCGGCUACGAGGAUGCGCACCCAGAGAUUGCCCUGAAUUCGGGCACCAUGCUGCGGGAGUGCGCCCGCUACGAGGCCCUGGCCAAGAUCAUGCUCCACUCGGACGAGUUCUUCAAGUUCUUCCGGUAUGUGGAGGUGUCCACCUUCGAUAUCGCCUCCGAUGCCUUUUCCACCUUCAAGGAGCUCCUCACGCGCCACAAGCUGCUGUGCGCGGAGUUCCUGGACGCCAACUACGACAAGUUCUUCUCGGCGCACUACCAGCGGCUGCUCAACUCGGAGAACUAUGUGACACGGCGCCAGAGCCUGAAGCUGCUGGGCGAGCUGCUGCUGGACCGGCACAACUUCACCGUGAUGACGCGGUACAUUUCCGAGCCGGAGAACCUCAAGCUGAUGAUGAACAUGCUGAAGGAGAAGUCGCGCAACAUCCAGUUCGAGGCGUUUCACGUCUUCAAGGUGUUCGUGGCGAAUCCGAACAAGCCGAAGCCGAUCCUGGACAUCCUGCUGCGAAACCAAACGAAACUGGUCGACUUCCUAACCAAUUUCCACACGGACCGAUCCGAGGACGAGCAGUUUAACGACGAGAAGGCCUAUCUGAUCAAGCAGAUAAAGGAGCUGAAACCGCUGCCCGAGGCCUAGUUGACCAUCGAUGGAUGGUCAAUGUCGGCGCCUGGGGCAAACGAACCGUAACGAGAACGAGAUCAAGAACAGGAACAUCAUCUGGGCCAUCGAUGGUGGGUCAGUCAGAAAGCCAGCCAGCCAGCCAGCAGGAAGGAAGGAAGGAGAAAAAGGUUUUGUGUGUGGGUUAAAGCAAAUAUAUAUUAUAUAUACUAUACUAUAUUUUGUGACGAUGAGACAGACGAUGACUACACUUGUGAGUAACUAAACAAUAAUUUAGACACCAACCACAAUGAUAAUGAUAAAACAUAACGAUAAAGCUAAACAAAACAAAACACAAAAAACAAUGAGUAAGAGUAAAUAGCGUAAAGAGAAGUAAUAAUGUUGCGAAUUUAACAUAUAAAUACAUUAAACACACGACCCCGAACCGAACCGCACCGAACCCCGGCACGGCCCGGCGCUCUCCACAACGGCCACGGCCACACCUCUCGCAUCGCCCCGCCUCCUCGCCUCGGCUCACCUCAAUCCAGCUUUUAUGUUGUUCAUUCUUUCUUUCUUUUCUGUCUUUUUUUUGUCCACGUUCCACACGAAGUGAUUCGAUUCGAGAGUGUGUGCGGUUCGUUGUUGUUUUUCCAGUUAAGAGUCGUCGGAUUGGAGUGGAUUGGAUUUGAUUCCUCAUCGUUUGCUUUUCUUUUCCCCUCUAGACUUAUUUUCCUAUUCCCCUAUUCAAAAUAGUUGUAUUUGAAAUUUAAGCGUUUUUUAAAAACAAACCAACACGCCCCCACCCUGCCCACUGUCCCUUGCCCUCCUGCCACCAGCCUCCUGCCUGACUGAGGAAGUCAAUGAAGAUUCGAAAUGAGUUUUGACCUAAAAAUGUAAUUCCACGCAAAAUUCAUGA
Molecule: messenger RNA, 2207 nt
Organism: Drosophila subobscura
Lineage: Eukaryota; Metazoa; Arthropoda; Insecta; Diptera; Drosophilidae
Gene: Mo25
Product: protein Mo25
Exons: 1
Coding region: 311-1330 (339 amino acids)
Biological process (GO): intracellular signal transduction
Molecular function (GO): protein serine/threonine kinase activator activity
Source: RefSeq, a predicted model, not a curated record